AUGUCUCUCGAAAGAUUAAGACAACUGCCUGAAAACAGCGUGGGGAGAACAUACGCUGCGUGGCUUGACCGGGAAGGUGUCACCCCAGAUACGAGAGAUGCGGUACGGUACAUUGACGACGAAGAGGAGGCCUACGUCAUGCAACGAUACCGGGAAUGUCACGAUUUCUAUCAUGCUGUGACCGGACUGCCGGUCUGGGUUGAGGGAGAGCUUGGUUUGAAGGCGUUUGAGUUUGCAAACACUGGACUACCCAUGACAGGACUCAGUCUGGCUGCAAUUAUCCGGCUAAAACCACUGGAGAGGCAGAGGAUGUUCCAGAUAUUCCUGCCAUGGGCGUUCUCAAAUGGGUGGAAGAGCAAAGACCUCAUCAACGUGUACUGGGAGGAGGAGCUUGAGACGGAUGUUGGUGAACUGCGUCAGAGGCUCGGCAUCGAGCAGCCACCUGACCUGCGUGCGAUUCGGAAGAAACUGAGAGAGGAGCGCAGAGCUGCUAAGGCCUCUAGAGCACCCACAGGGGCAGCACCGACAUCUCCUUCCCCUCCUCGACCAGAGGUGCCGUCAUGA
Molecule: messenger RNA, 564 nt
Organism: Fonsecaea monophora
Lineage: Eukaryota; Fungi; Ascomycota; Eurotiomycetes; Chaetothyriales; Herpotrichiellaceae
Exons: 1
Coding region: 1-564 (187 amino acids)
Biological process (GO): ubiquinone biosynthetic process
Cellular component (GO): mitochondrion
Source: RefSeq, a predicted model, not a curated record